Messenger RNA from Pestalotiopsis fici W106-1, 2709 nucleotides. RefSeq lists its product as uncharacterized. NCBI's taxonomy places the organism in Eukaryota, Fungi, Ascomycota, Sordariomycetes, Amphisphaeriales, Sporocadaceae. The record is from RefSeq and is a predicted model, not a curated record. The transcript is spliced from 2 exons. The coding region runs from base 1 to 2709 and encodes 902 amino acids.
AUGGCGUCCGCCUCGACUCUUAAUAUGGCGACGGCGACCCCUACAGAGCCCACACCGGCCGCCCCAACUCCCGUCGUCCGAAAAUUCAAGGCUUCCGAUCUCCCCUUGACGACAGCCACGCGAACAGCAAUUGAAGGUCUUGCGCAUAGUUUCAAGAAGCAGGGAGGCUAUGAUGCGAUCCGCAAGCAAGUCUGGGACAAAUUCGAGGCCAGUGAUUACGAGAACCAAGUAACGAAAUCGAUCCUUGGAGUUGCCGAAAAAGAAUUGGAACGCAAUCCUUCACAACUCCUCACUCUUGAUCGGCGCAAGGCCGCAGCCCUAAUCGAUGGAGCUCUUGACCGAUCCGGCGUCUACCAGCAAGCGGAGGAGGUUAUUGACCAGCUCAUUGAUGUAAAGGCUAUCGAAAAUCACAUUCGCGGGCUGCGCACAGCGGAUAUUGGUGAAGAGGCUGCUCUUGCCGAGCAAGAGAAAGGAUCUAAAACCGAUCAGGACUAUGCUCAGGAGAGCGCAGUUCGUCUACAGGACCGCGAACGCAUCCGACGCAUUCUCCGAGAGAAGGAGGAGCAGAUUGAGGAGGAGAAACGAAAGAUCGAGCGCGAGGAGAGGAAACGCCGUGAACGCGAAGCUGAAAAGGCCGAAGCGAAGCGGCUGGAAGAACGAGACGCAAGAAGACGCGAGCGGGAGGCCAAAGAUGCGGAGCGCGAAGUUCAACGACAAAAGGAACGAGAUGAGCGAAGAGCUGCUAGGGAGAAGGAGCGCGAAGAACGUGAAAAGGAGAGAGAGGCCAGAAUCCGCUCUCGCGACCAACGUCGGGAAAAACGCUCCCGAUCCCGAUCCAGAGAUCGCCGAGAUCGCGAAAGAAACCGUGACCGUAGCCGCAGCAGAAGGCGGGAUAGCCGCGAGCGAAGACGAAGAGACCGUUCACGUGAAGGCAGAGAACGGCACAGACCUGAAGAAGUCAAGAAAAGUCUGUCAAAGGAAGAGCUUGAGAGACUCGAGCGAGACGCGCUGGCAGAUCUUCUGCGUGAGAGCAAGCGAAACGCCGAACCACAGCCAGAGAUGGAGAUUGACGAGGCGCUUGCACCGCCUCCCAAGAAGACUAAGCCAGCAUCUGCCAUACAGCCCAUCCGACGAGACUCGUCCAAGACCAUGCCUGAAGGGAAAAGAGUAAUCCCGACCUCCAAGACCGAAUCCAAAGAAGCAGCCGCUGAUUCGAAGGAGGCAAAGGAGACGAAGGACAUCAAAGAUACCAAGGCAUCAACAAAAGAGACUAAAGACACAAAGGCUUCUAGCGACAAGAAUAUAACCAAGGAGCCACCCAAAGUCUCCAAGACCUCAGCUUCUGGGGAAGAGCGACGUGGUAGUAUCGCCACUUCUAUCCGCGAUGCGCCAGCUUCCCGCGAUACCAGAAACCGUUCUCGUGACCGAGCAAGGGAUGAUGAGCGACGUGAGCGUAAUCAAGAUCAAAUUCGAGACCGAGAUCGUGACCGUGAAGCCGAACGGCCACGCGACCGCGCCCGUGACUCUGAACGAGAUCGGGAGCGAGACCGUGAUCGUAAUCGUGAUCGCUCACGAGAUCGGGACCGGGACAGAGAUCAAGAUCGGACUCGCGAGAGAGAUGGCAGCCAAUCUCGCCAGAGAGACAGAAGGGAAAGGAGUAGGUCCAGACGCAGAGAGCGUAGUCGUACACCUCCGCGGCGGUUUGCUUAUGAAAACAAUUACCGCCCGGGAGAGGCUCGUACUCGAGAACGCAGCCCCUCUCGGCGCCGAGACGAUCGGGAUAGACGACCUCGUAGCCGCUCUCGGGAUAGAAAGGAAAGAAGUCGAAGCCGACGUCGUGAGCGCAGCAGGUCACGUCUUCGCGACGACCGAGAUAGGCGUGACCGAGCGGAUCGUCGGGAGAGGUCGCGCUCCCCGCGCGAGCGAGCUGAGAGGAAGGACAGGAGCCGGUCGCGUCUGCGCAACGAGCAUAGAGACCGGAGCCGAUCUACUCGGAGAGCACGCAGCAAGGAACCCGACAAGGCUAGCGAUCGUGCAGAGAAGACUCGUGAUCGUCGUAGCAGGUCGCGCUCUCGCCCCACUACUGCGUCUAAGCAAGACGUCGUUGAAGUAUGGAAAGUGGGCGAGAUCAAGAAACGUGAGCAGGAAGCCAAGGCCUACUUAGCCGCUCAGCGUGAAGCCCGUCAGAAAGGUCUGCCUAUUCCUGGCCUCGAUGACAGACGUAGUACCAGCGAGCGAUCCCCCGAAGCGAAACGCGCAGGACCCCAAGUAGGCGACGACAUUGAUCGCUACCGUCCCGGAGAAGAUAGACGCAGAGAUCGUGACCAUGACCGCCCAGACGCCGAUCGCGAUCGCGACAGGGACCGAGAUGCAGACCGGGAUCGAGAUCGAGAUCGAGCCCGGGAACGCCGGGCAAGAGAUCACGAUACCAGAGACGACCGCCGCGACAGAGACAAGGACCACGGUCGAGAUGAUAGACGAGAGAGACGGCGCAGCAGGAGCAGGAGCCGGAGUCGGCGCCGUGACCGUGACCGUGACCGAAGCCGAGAGCGAAGCCGAGAGCGCGACCGAGCGGAUCGUGACCGGGACAGAGACAGAGACAGAGACAGAGAUCGAAGAAGCAGACGCGAACGCAGCCCCGACGAUAGGCGUGAUAGAAGGGAGCGUAGUCGCAGUCGACCAAGAAGGCGCAGCCGAAGUCCGCGUUAA